Phycodurus eques (leafy seadragon) is the source of this 573-nucleotide messenger RNA. It is a transcript of the gene dynll1, whose product is annotated as dynein, light chain, LC8-type 1. Gene Ontology annotation, biological process: cilium assembly; microtubule-based process. The record is from RefSeq and is a predicted model, not a curated record. NCBI's taxonomy places the organism in Eukaryota, Metazoa, Chordata, Actinopteri, Syngnathiformes, Syngnathidae. Gene Ontology annotation, cellular component: cytoplasmic dynein complex. The transcript has 3 exons. Bases 97 to 366 code for a protein of 89 amino acids. Gene Ontology annotation, molecular function: dynein light intermediate chain binding; dynein intermediate chain binding.
UCACACUCGUGUGCACCACUUCGCACGAGUUGGGCUACGGAGGUCUUCUCUGUGUAAACCUAAACCAACACCAAACAACAAACUAGUAGGGCGACCAUGUCUGACAGGAAAGCGGUGAUCAAGAAUGCUGACAUGUCCGAGGACAUGCAGCAGGACGCCGUGGAGUGUGCCACACAGGCCCUGGAGAAGUACAACAUCGAGAAAGACAUCGCUGCCUACAUCAAGAAGGAGUUCGACAAGAAAUACAACCCGACCUGGCACUGCAUCGUGGGAAGGAACUUCGGCAGUUACGUGACUCACGAGACCAAACAUUUCAUCUACUUCUACUUGGGCCAGGUGGCCAUCCUGCUCUUUAAGUCUGGCUGAGAAGAGCACACACCGUUAAAACUACAACACGUUACUGACUCGACAAAGGCACUCAUUCCUGGGGGUGGGGGCGCUGCCUUUUUUGUGCUUUCUACUUUUUUGUUUUGAGGAUUAAAAUGUGGCCAUCUAAACAAAUCAAACAUGUAUUUAUUUUUGUCUGUUACAUUUACAUGUCUUUUUUAAAUUAAACAUGUUAAGCUUUCUGCA